GGGCGCGCAGGGAGCGGAGCUCGCAGAGCCGGGCACUGGGCGCGCAGGGAGCGGGGGCGCCGAGCCGAGCUGGGCACAGGGCGCGCAGGCAGCGGGCGCGCGGAGCCGGCACAGGGCGCGCAGGGAGCGGGACGCGCAGCGCCGGGCACAGAGCGCGCAGAUCGAGGAUCGCUGGCGGCCGGCCACAGCCCAGUGUAGCGAGCCCCGGAGCCGCCCCGGCCUCCACAGUUAAACACCACCCCUCCGCUGCGAGCGCCUGUGCGGCUGCGGCCAUGAGCAUCGGACACUUCACCGUGUGGGACUAUGUGGUGUUCGGGGCCAUGCUGCUGGUCUCCGCGGCCAUCGGCGUGUACUACGCCUUCGCGGGCGGCGGCCAGCAGACCUCCAAGGACUUCCUGAUGGGCGGCCGCAGCUUGAGCGCCCUGCCCGUGGCGCUGUCCCUCACCGCCAGCUUCAUGUCGGCGGUCACCGUGCUGGGCACCCCGGCGGAGAUCUACCGCUACGGGGCCAUAUUCUGCAUCUUCGCCAUCACCUACUUCCUCGUGGUGGUCAUCAGCGCCGAGGUCUUCCUGCCCGUCUUCUACAGGCUGGGGAUCACCAGCACCUACGAGUAUUUGGAGCUUCGAUUUAAUAAAUAUCUGCGUCUUUGUGGGACAAUCCUCUUCAUUAUACAAACGAUUUUAUACACUGGAAUUGUUAUUUAUGCUCCAGCUCUGGCACUGAACCAAGUCACAGGAUUUGACUUGUGGGGUGCAGUGGUCACAACUGGAGUAGUCUGUACAUUCUAUUGCACACUGGGUGGUCUAAAGGCAGUAGUCUGGACAGAUGUUUUCCAGGUUGGAAUCAUGGUAGCUGGAUUUUCAUCUGUGAUUAUACGUGCUGUGGUGGUUCAAGAGGGAAUCAGCCGCAUUCUAAAUGAUUCCUACCAUGGGGGAAGAUUAAACUUCUGGGACUUUAAUCCAAACCCCUUGCAAAGACAUACCUUCUGGACAAUUCUCAUAGGUGGGACCUUCACCUGGACUGGCAUAUAUGGGGUCAACCAAUCUCAAGUUCAGAGAUACAUUGCCUGCAAAACCAGGUUCCAAGCAAAAUUAUCUCUCUAUAUCAACCUUUUGGGACUCUGGGCGAUACUUGUCUGUGCAAUGUUUUGUGGACUAGCAAUGUACUCCAUAUACCACGAUUGUGACCCAUGGACAGCAAGGCGCGUGUCAGCACCAGACCAGCUCAUGCCAUAUCUGGUAUUGGAUAUUCUACAAGAUUUUCCAGGGGUACCAGGGCUUUUCGUGGCUAGCGCCUACAGCGGGACAUUAAGCACAGUGUCCUCCAGCAUCAAUGCUUUAGCAGCUGUAACUGUUGAGGAUCUCAUUAAACGUUACUUCAGCUCCCUCUCUGAAAAGAAACUAUCUUGGAUUUCCAAGGGGAUGAGUCUUUUUUAUGGAGGCGUGUGCAUUGCCAUGGCCGCUCUGGCGUCCCUUCUGGGUGGUUUGUUACAGGCAGCUCUCAGUAUUUUUGGCAUGGUUGGUGGCCCUCUUCUAGGACUGUUUUCUUUGGGAAUCCUCUCCCCCUUUGCAAACCCCAUCGGUGCAUUUGUAGGUCUUAUUGGGGGCUUUAUUGUUUCACUCUGGGUUGGCAUUGGGGCUCAGAUUUACCCUCCACUCCCUGAGAGAACUAUGCCAUUAAACCUUACAACUAUCGGCUGUGAUAUAGGCAGCCCAGGAACAGGAGGCAACUGGACUGCAACAACCGAAAUGCCAACUUUAACAACCUUUGUACAUCUGCAAGGCACUGAAAGACCUGUCCUGGCUGAUUAUUGGUAUUCUUUGUCGUAUCUGUACUUCAGCACACUUGGGACCCUGGUCACAAUAGCUUUGGGAAUGACUGUCAGCCUCUUAACAGGAGGAAUAAAGCAGAACAUAGAUCGCAAAUUCUUGCUGACCAAAGAGGACAUACUGUCCAACUUCUCAUUUUCUAAACCCAAGACAAAUGAGAAAGUGGAAGUUUUGAACUGGAAACCUUUCACCAUGGCAGAGGAAGGAACCGACAAUCCUGUUUUCAACCACAUUGAAAUGAAUGUCACAGAAAAUAAAGAAAAAGUCAAUGGUCCCCAUGUAUGACUUAAAAGGACAGUGUAGAUGUUGUGUUAAAGACAUUGCUGGCAUUCCUGUGAAGCGUUAGUUAACCACCCUAUUUGGGGUUACAUGCAGUAAUCCCUACUAAACUUCAGGCCAUCACCACAUUGGAAUGACCUUGCCAUUAAGACUGAUUCCAAGAAAGGAAUCAGAGCAUAUUGGGCCGACGAAAAGGUGGGUAGUGGGUACUUCAUAACAUACAACUCUGCUUAUUUUGGGAGACCUUCCAAAAGGCAUGCAUCUGUGCCUGUGACAGAAGUGAACAUGAACUAAGAGCAAGUGAACUUUAAGCAUACUCUAAUGUAGACAAUGUUUUGUGUUACCUCCAAUAAUGAACCCUUUGAGCACAGCAAGAAACAAACUAUAUGGCUUGGUAUUUAUUUAGCGUGUGCAUAGUCGUCUAGCCAAGCGAUGGUUUGGUAAACAACUGCUUUUCUCAAUCCACUGAAUGACACAUUCAGUUCUAAGAUAUCAAGCUGGAUCCAUCUCUCCCCAGAAUAAUUCCAGUGACUGCUGUGGAGCUGCUCCUAAUUUACACUGCUGAAAGUAAAAAGAAAAGGAGGACUUGUGGCACCUUAGAGACUAACAAAUUUAUUGGAGCAUAAGCUUUCGUGAGCUACAGCUAAUGUCAUCAGAUGCAUUCAAUGGAAAAUACAGGGGGAAGAUUUAUAUACACAGAGAACAUGAAACAAUGGGUGUUACCGUACUGCUGAAAGUGAAAACAGAAUCAGGCCUCUGCCUCUAAUAGGGGACCUCUAUAGAGAGGACUAAAGCCGAUGUUUCUAUGUGAAAUUGAAAUUCAGUAUUGGUUUGGUCUCCUAUAAAAAUAGUUACGUUCAAACUCAGUAAAUUUUUCAGCUUUAUUUUAUUUUAUUUUAUUUUUAAAAGGAGCAUCUAGUUUUCACAGACAUGGCUAUUUUUCUUUCCUGGUCAAUUCCAUAUUGUUUCUAUUGCAAGGUCAAUAUUUUACACUCUUGCAGUGUCACAGGUGGUUGUGUUUUUAUAAUGAAGGCGGUAUUAUCUAGUAUAAUGUUUCUCUGUAGAAGUGCUGACCCUGAGCACCUUCUUUUUAAGUUUUUAUAAAGUCGUCUCUCAUGGUGGUAUCUGAAUAUGUUCUGAGCAAGGAAUUCAACAGUGAAUCGAUUGGUACCAUGCUUACCCUCCAUUUCCUUUUCAGUGCAUAGUCUGACCAGCUAGGCUGUGCACUAGACAGGGGCGGCUCUAGCAAUUUUGCCACCCCAAGCAGUUGCCACCAAAUUACCAGCGCCACAACAGCGCCAAGAGCGGUGGAGCUGCUGCCCAAAAGCCACAGCAGCGGGAAAAGCGGCGAAGCUGCCGCCGAAUUGCUGCCGCGGGACACAGACUGCUGCCCCAUUCUAAUUGCCGCCCCAAGCACCUGCUUGGAAAGCUGGUGCCUGGAGCCGGCCCAGGAACUAUUAGAGUUCCUUUGGGAGCUGGGUGGGAGGAAGGAUCCCCCUACCAGAUUGUGAAGCAGCACCAGAGCUGCUCUGCACCCACUAUUGCAGCCUCCACACUCCUCAUCCAACCUCUUCUGGUAGGAACAAUAGGCCAUGGCUGAUCCGUUGAGUUAAGUGACAUUUUUUCAUUAAAACCUAUUUUCAAUGGCAAUGUAACCAAAAUGAAAGUUUUGUGGAUAAAACCAUUUUUUUCUCAGUGUUAAUGGAACAAGCAAAUUCUGUACUAGAGCUGGGCAAUAUUUUCUGACCAAAACUCUUUUUCUGGUGAAAAAAACAAAUUUGGUGAUACAGGAACGUUUUGCAAAUUCAUGUUGAUUUAUUGCCAUAUUCUUUUGGUUGGAAAAAAAAAUCCAAAAAACCAACAUGGUUUAUUUCAAUGUUUUGAAAUGAAGUGUUUCGAUUCUUCAGUUCCAAUGACUUUUAGCUUCAAAGUUUCCUUUACAUUUAUUGAAAAACCUAAUCAAAGAUGAAACAUUUAGAUUUUGUUGAAACUAAAUUUUUUGUUUGACAAGAAACAAAAUUUCUGUGACUUUUCGAUUUGCCAAAAUUUUCAUUUGUAAUUUGUCCCAUAACUAAUUUUUCCCAAAUUUUCAGAAUUUUCGACAAACAACAAAAAACACCCAUCUGUUCUUUGCCCAGCUCUGUUUUCUACCCCUUUAGCCUCAGAAGGGGUUAGAUUAUAUACUAGGAGGUUUCAAAGCUAGUUGAUAAUCUCUGUAAGCUGUUGAACCUCUGGGUAAAAUGAUUGGUCUGAAUCUGUUUCCCAGUGUUUUUAGCUAUUCGGCUGUUUACACCUACAACAUUUGUAUUAUAGAUUAAUUUUAAAAAUACUCUUCAGUGUCUAGAAUAAUUUUUGGAAAUAAGUGUUUGCAGCAAGUCCUCUCUGUAUAGCCUACAAAUGUGUCUGUGGAGUAGACUGAAGUAAAAUACUCACUCGAACUUACCUAAAAUACUUACUGAAAUAGCCCAGAGAAGGCUGAAACAAAAAUGGUGCACAAUCGGGCCAAAUCCUCAGCUGGUAUAUGUAUAGCAGAAAAGGCUUGAUAAUCUGAUGGUGCAAGAAGCUAGUUCUUCUGCUUCUGGUGUGUCCAAAAAAAAGAAAUACUGCAUCUCAGUUUAAAAGCAUGCUGAGGUAAUAAAUCAUAACACUUAGAACUUCAAUGGUACUUCUCACCCACAGAGAUCAAGGAGGGUAAAUAGCAGGAUUCCCAUUUUAGUGAGAGACCUGAAGCAUGCUGAAGUUAAGUGAUUGUCCAAAGUCAUGUAACAAAUCAGUGGUAGGACUGGGAACAGAAACUAAGUCUCCUGUACUCCAUCCACUGACCAUAUUGCCGCCCAGUACUGUGCCUGCCUAUAGAAAGUCUGAUAUAAUGAUAAGCUCAUAUUUGAAUGUGUUUCUCAGGCAAGCAGUUGAUUAUUAUGAAAUAUCAUCUGUUCAUAUUUCAUUGUAUUUUCUUCUUAUUUAGAGUACUAUGUGUAUUUUAUCUGAUACGUGAUCAAACUGGCUAGGAUCUCCUCUGACUUUAUCCUUUUUUCAUCAAGCCAUAUUUAAUCAAACCAAAUAAAAAUGUUGUCCAUAAUACUGUAUUUUUUUUAAAAAAUGCAGCGUCACAUAUUUUCCCUUAAAUAUUGUAACAAAGUAAUUUAUUAAAACAGCCCAAGGCACUAAACCUGUGGUCUGAAACAUUAUUUGAAGUCAUUUAUUGAGCUUUAACUCUGCCUAUGCCAUGAAGUAAGACAUUUGAAUGACAUGAAGUGCGACAUGAACUUCCUCCUACUCAACUUUUGGGCUACUGAGGAGGAGAUGAUGUGAAAAUCAGUCUUGUCAACUGCUGGAAGUGGCCCACCUUGAUUAUCACUACAAAAGGUUUUUUCUCCCUCUGUCCCCCCCCCCCCCCGCUCUCCUGCUAGUAAUAGCUCACUUUACCUGAUCACUCUUGUUACAAUGUAUACGGUAACACCCAUUGUUUCAUGUUCUCUGUGUAUAUAAAUCUCCCCACUGUAUUUUCCACUGAAUGCAUCCGAUGAAGUGAGCUGUAGCUCACGAAAGCUUAUGCUCAAAUAAAUUUGUUAGUCUCUAAGGUGCCACAAGUCCUCCUUUUCUUAAUUCAUCAGAUUAAAUAAAUACACAAUGGAUAUACAGAGAAAGUGUUAAGAUGGGUUCUUGGUCAUUUUGGACUUGCAUUUGUAUUUCGCCUCAGAUUUGUCCCCCUGCUCAAAAUUAGAUAAAAACAUAAGAUGACUUACAAAAGCUUAACAACAAAGAUUUCAUAUGCAUAAUUUAUUUUAAAGUUAUUGCAACACAUACAAGCGUUAAACAUGGCUUUAUGUUGAUGACGUUUUUAUAGGUGCAAAAAUUUGACAUUCUUCUCCAUAGGGUUGGUUGUUUUUGUUUUUGCUAUUUACAAAUAAACAAUCUAUAUACUUUAUAUAUAUAGUAUAUAACAUAAGUCUCCGCACAAAGAUCUGAAAUAAAAAAAAGAACUCAUUUGUA
Messenger RNA from Dermochelys coriacea (leatherback sea turtle), 6101 nucleotides. RefSeq names its product solute carrier family 5 member 8 (gene SLC5A8). The record is from RefSeq and is a predicted model, not a curated record. The transcript has 15 exons. Gene Ontology annotation, biological process: propanoate transmembrane transport; sodium ion transport. Gene Ontology annotation, cellular component: membrane. The coding region runs from base 273 to 2114 and encodes 613 amino acids. Gene Ontology annotation, molecular function: organic acid:sodium symporter activity. NCBI's taxonomy places the organism in Eukaryota, Metazoa, Chordata, Testudines, Dermochelyidae.